Cyanistes caeruleus (blue tit) is the source of this 2321-nucleotide messenger RNA. NCBI's taxonomy places the organism in Eukaryota, Metazoa, Chordata, Aves, Passeriformes, Paridae. The record is from RefSeq and is a predicted model, not a curated record.
AUGGCCGUCCUCGCCGGCCCGGAGCGGCCCCUCAGCCCCGCGCUGCGCAUGCGCGGCCCCGCCCUGCGGGCAGAGGCCAGGGGAGCGCUGUCCCUCUGCCCGCAGGAGAAGUUGGCGCUGAAGAAGAAGCGGAAGAAGGAACGAGAGGCCCUCGGAGACAAAGCACCUCCAAAAGCCAUACCAAAGACUAUUGAAAAUCAGCGAGUGUAUGAUGAAACCACUGUAGAUCCCAAUGAUGAAGAGGUUGCUUUUGAUGAAGCAACUGAUGAAUUUGCACCAUACUUUAAUAGACAGACAGUUCCCAAAAUUCUUAUUACAACGUCAGACCGACCUCGUGGGAGAACAGUGAGAUUCUGUGAGCAGCUGGCUACUGUUAUACCCAACUCACAUGUCUACUAUCGAAGAGGACUGGCUUUGAAAAGAAUCAUUCCACAGUGCAUUGCGAGGGACUUCACGGAUUUAAUUGUCAUUAAUGAAGAUCGCAAAAUACCAAAUGGUCUUGUUUUAAGUCAUCUGCCUGAUGGUCCAACUGCUCAUUUUAGAAUGAGUAGUGUGCGUUUGCGUAAAGAAAUAAAGCGAAAAGGGAAGGAGCCCACAGAACACGUCCCUGAAGUGAUCCUGAAUAACUUCACAACGCGGCUUGGCCAUUCCAUUGGCCGCAUGUUUGCUGCUCUCUUCCCACACGAUCCUCAGUUCAUUGGAAGACAAGUAGCUACAUUUCAUAACCAGAGGGACUACAUCUUUUUCAGAUUCCACAGAUAUAUCUUCAAGAGUGAAAAGAAAGUGGGGAUUCAAGAACUUGGACCACGUUUUACAUUAAAGCUGAGGUCACUUCAAAAAGGAACCUUUGAUUCCAAAUUUGGAGAAUAUGAGUGGAUUCAUAAGCGUCGAGAAAUGGACACAAAUAGAAGAAAAUUCCACUUAUAAGUGAAAUCUGCCAAUUGCUGGUGACCAGGAAUACAGCAGCUGCUUUGAACUAUGGAUGAUCUUGGACUCCUAACUAAUGAAAAUGAUACUGAAUGUUCUGUCUGCAGAAAGACAAACAGCAAACAUUAGAACUUUCUUCAGCAGCAAUCAAGUAGGAUGUGCCUUUCUUCCUGUUUGUAGCCAACAUGACAAGGACAGUGACCUUUUCCAGUUUACCAGGAAAAAUUAUGGCCAUGUUUGAGCAACUUGUCAUUUAGCUAUCACAAAGGAUUUGCCAGAACUGCUGCUGUGCUGCAGAAACAGAUUAUGCCUCACAACAAAGACAGCAAAUAUGUUGGUUAAAGAAAUUUUCAAAAUAAAGUAUUUCUAGUUUUACAGUUUGGUUUUAUUUUUUCUGUUAGCCCAGACAUCUUCAAUCAGGUAAGAGAUAAACACUUUAAACUUUUUUCUAACUUACAGUAUGCUGUUUCCUGACAGUAUGGGAAUAGUUUUCCAAAAAGGUUCUCCUAUCCAGAGAACAUGGAGAAGGCAGUAUGCAAUCCAUGAAAUCCAUGGUAUUUUAUUUAAUUAGCAUUUUGCAUAAAGUAGGCAUGUUGCUGAAGUUACAAAAGCAAUGCAUAACUCCUACAGGUAUCUCUUCUGUAAAUACCACAUUGAUAAGAGGUCUACAUACCCAAAGCAGUUGAAAGGAAACAAAGACAGAUGGGAAAGAAUCAUAAAACACCCUUACAGGCAAUACAUAAAGCUGUCAUCUAAAAAUGCUGCUCAGUGACUGUGAAGUCUGAGCAGGGUUUUCCCCAGUAAAAUUUUAAAAAUGCUUCUUUAGCCUCACAGCAACACUCGAGUUGGUAUUAUCUGUACAUAAACUACUGUUUUGCCUUAAGUUGCACAUUGACUGGCAGCUAAAAGGUCAAGUUUUCUCUGAGCUACUUUCUUUUCAUAUACAGCUGUAAGUGCUUUUUCAUAUUUACCUAAUGAAUAAGAAGGUGCAUAAGAGUAAGUUAUCUCCUAGGGUAGAAUUACUCAUUAAGAUAAAGAAUAAUUUACUCUGUCUUAAUGUGAUGUUUAUGAUAUGGCACAGCUGUAUAGCUGAAUUACAAACAGUCCAAAAUUUUUUUGUGUUCUAUUUCUGUUAUGCUUCUAAGUAUGGUACUGCAUGGAGUCUCAUUGUUCUGAAGGACUGUUAACCGCAGGCAGACUUGCAGCAGCAGAGAAUAUUUACACUUCUCUCUCUGCUCUCCAGCUGCCUACACCACGAUGCAGUGACUGAGGUGCCACCAUACCCAGCAGUUAAUCAAAUUCUUACAGUAAUUUAAAGCCCAGACUAAGUCAAGACACUUUUAUUUUUUGCUUGGCAUAUAAAACCGAUUCCCGUAUGAAACAGAAACACGUAA